This is a messenger RNA of Megachile rotundata (alfalfa leafcutting bee), 3938 nucleotides long. It is a transcript of the gene Gli, whose product is annotated as carboxyl ester lipase-like protein Gli. NCBI's taxonomy places the organism in Eukaryota, Metazoa, Arthropoda, Insecta, Hymenoptera, Megachilidae. The record is from RefSeq and is a predicted model, not a curated record.
GCUUGAUAAAAAAGACUUUUACUUCGUUAUCAGACGGGAUGCGCUGAAACAGUUCCUUGGAAAACGCGUUAUUAAAUAGAAACAAUUUGGGAAAAGUCACAAGGGUCAUGACACUGCCAGUGUUAAUUAUGAAAUCAUAAGUGAGAACCAAGUAACGUACUAUGAUCGUUAGAUCACUAUCUAAUCUAUUUCAGGUCGAUGCGCUGUCAUGUAAGGUUUACUCAAGAUUAAUUACAGUUACAACUUCGCAAGAAUAACAUCGAAAGUGUUCCAAAAAAUAUUACGACCGUAAAAUAUUUCGUUCAGCAGUUUUAAGAUCGUUUUCGAACGUGAGGGAUUGUAGGGUGUUGGCCCACGCGUGUAGCAGUUGAUUUCAUUUACGGAGGUUACAUCUCGUUCUCAAUGCGAGAUUUUACUUUCGUAGCGCCUUUCGCUUUUCCCUGCUGCACCGACAGUUUCCUGAAAGUUUUUUCCUUUACUACGCGUUGAGCGAGUGUCACGCGUGUGUAUACAUACUAACCACACCUGGUUGAUUCACUGUGAAACACCAAUCCACACGCGGGCAAGAUGGUCGCGUGUGGUCUGUACGCGUCGAUUGGGCGCGUCUGUUUUUACUUCUGGCUUUUUAUGGAUGCGGCAUGGUGUCAAGAACAAAUAGCCUCGGGUAGUCGCUACUACAGUCGCGAUGGUGUGUACGUACCGUCAAGCGGGCCUAAUCAUCGAACUGACACUUAUUUUUAUAAAGAUAGAAGGUAUGGGUAUCGGCCCAGUUACCUAGAUCCUGUUUAUAGAGGACCCACCAGAGUACCUGGAGAUAGAUACCAUUAUGAGGAUACAACUUCGAGGCUCCCUCUGCCAGGAAUAUUGGGUGGUUGGCGUGAAGAUCUUCAAGGAAGAGAAAGACCUGAUUCCAAGAGCUUGGAUAGAGACGUGACAGUUACCACAAAUUAUGGACAAGUACAAGGAUUUAAAGUUUAUUUAUACGAUGAUCCACGUGCAAGGCAUAGGCCAUGGAGUCAACCAGUUGAGAGAAGCACGAACAAUGUUAAUGUAUUUUUGGGCAUUCCUUAUGCUACUCCUCCUACUAAGGAAGGUCGCUUUAAACCACCUAGGCCUCAUAAAGGUUGGCAGUUACUGCAAGCUGUUGAUUGGGGUCCAGCUUGUCCUCAACCUAGCGCCUAUACUGGUGCUACUAAAGGAAUUAGAGAUGUAGACGAGGACUGCUUAUAUUUAAACAUCUUCACUCCGUCUAUUGAUGCUGGUUUGGCUCAGGCAUAUCCAGUAAUGUUUUAUAUUCAUGGUGGAGAGUUUAUACACGGGGCCAGUAACUUAUUUCCAGCUCAUAUGUUGGCUGCAUUCUAUAAUGUAGUUGUUGUGUCAAUUAACUACAGACUGGGAGCAUUGGGAUUUCUCAGUACAGGAGAUGAGAAUAGCCCUGGGAAUUAUGGAAUUUUAGAUCAAGCUAUGGCAUUACGAUGGGUGUAUGAUAAUAUUAGAGCCUUUAAUGGUAAUCCUGAUGCAAUAACGCUCUUUGGUCCUGGUGCUGGUGCAGCAAGUGCUGGAUUGUUAAUGGUUGCACCUAGAACCAGAGAAAUGGUGUCAAAAGUAAUAGCUCAAUCAGGUUCUGCAUUAGCAGACUGGGCAGUUAUAAUCGAUAAAUAUAGAGCACAGAAUACAUCUAGAGUGUACGCAGAAAUGUUAGGCUGUAAUAUAGAAAGUAGUUGGAAAUUGGUGCAAUGUUUAAAAGAUGGCAGAUCUUUCCUUGAGUUGGGUAAUUCUGAUUUAAAACCACACAUUGGAACAUUUCCAUGGGCUCCUGUGCUGGAUGUUAAUUUUACUGUUCCACGUGAUAAUUGGUAUGAAGACUGGAGAGCAUCAGAUUGGCAUUUUUUUACUGGGACACCAGAAAAUAGCAUAAAAAAUGGUUGGUUUAAACACAAUUUGGCAUAUAUGACAGGUGUUACCACUCAGGAAGCAGCAUAUAUGAUACAUAAUAAUGCUACAUUGGCAAGAAAUCAGUAUAUAAUUGAUCCAGAAUUAUUUGAUAAAAAAGUUUGGGAAUUCAUUCUUCAAUAUAAUUACACUCUUAAUCCCCAAGGCGUUUAUGAGGCUAUAAAAUAUAUGUACACAUAUUGGCCAGACCCAAAUAAUGUUACAUAUAUUCGUGAUCAAUUCAUUAAUUUACUGACUGACUUUCAUUACGUGGCUCCUUUUGAUAAAAUUGCAAAAUUGCUAGUGGAGAAACGUGUACCUACUUAUUUGUACGUAUUAAAUACAACUGUGGAGGCAUUAAAAUUACCACAGUGGCGUAGAGUGCCACACAAUACUGAACUUCUUUGGUUAACAGGAGCACCUUUUAUGGAUGUUGAAUUUUUCCCAGAAAAAUGGAAAUUGCAAAGAGACAUGUGGACAGACAACGAUCGAAACAUGAGCCACUUCUUUAUGCAAGCAUAUGCAAAUUUUGCUACAUAUGGAAAUCCUACACCGUCACAAAUUUUGGGAUUGCACUUUGAAGUCGCUAAACCGGGAGAAUUACGGUACCUGAAUAUUAAUACUACUUUUAAUAGUUCAAUUUUAUUAAACUACCGACAAACGGAAAGUGCCUUUUGGUCCAUUUACUUGCCAACUGUUAUUGGUCGAUUGGUACCUACAUAUCCUCCAGUCACAGAGUAUUGGUGGGAACCAAAACAACCUCUUCAAAUUGCAUUUUGGUCAGUUUCUGCAGCAUGUUUACUGCUGAUCGUACUUGCUGUGGUGUGUUGUAUGCUUUGGCGCAAUGCCAAAAGACAAUCUGAUCACUACUAUAGCGGAGACAUCCUGAUGGUACGAGACGACGAGCCAUCGGAGGGAAUCGAGAAUAUGACUCGUUCAUCGAAAGAAAACGUUUAUGAAUACCGUGACAUGCCACCAGCCAGGUCCAGAGUACCACGACAGAACGAAACUAAACUUCAAGAACGACUAGCGCACAAUCGGAAAUUCAGUUCGACUCCGUCCCUUAGAAGUAAUUCUAACGUCUCGCUGAAAGAUAUGCGUUCAGAAGGAUUUGUUACCAGUUCACCAAACGGACAACCCAGGUUGAGCAAAGCUGUGAGCCAAUCGUCACUCCCUAAAAGCAAGACUCACUUAGUUCAAGGUGUUCCACAAACAGCUGUAUGACAUCUUUUAUGGUGCAUCUUUAUUUUUAUUAUGGUCUUCUUAUUUCUUUCGCUGAAUAAGAACCUCUUAAGAAUUUUGUACGAAUCAAAAAGUUAGUCAAUACUGAGCAACAUAUGUACGAAAUGUUUUUUGAUUAAUAUUUUAUAAAAAUAUUUAGAUGCAAAACAUUUCAUACAUGCAAAACUACAAAUAUUUAUACACGACUGAAUUAAAAUAAUGACUAAGGUUCGGCUAAAAAUUUCACAUCCGUCCACGAUAUAAUCGUUGUUGUAUGAAUGUAGAAAUUUAUUUUGUAUGCAGUAUUGUACAUAGGAGCACAUAUUUUAUACUUUUUUUUACAUUAGUUUUAAUGUUACGAGUAUACGUAAAAUAUACGCUACAAUAGUAAUAUAUUGAACGACAGCUAUAUGCUUAAGCAAGUCGUUUUUGUAUGUUUUUUACCAUAAAAGUAAGAGCAUUAGAUUAAUGGUGUAUUUAUAUUACACUUCUACUUUUAUAGUAUCGUUAAACACGUAGUUAUAGCCGAAUCGAUCUCAAUAUUACCGUUGUCACGAUUUCCAUAGUACAUACAUAGCUUUGUAGUAUGUACUAUCUUAUGGUACCUAAUUACAAAGAUAUUGUUACAUUGCACAACAGAUUUUAUGUAUUGUUUAGUACAUAAGAUGUUUAUACUGUACUAAAAGAGGUAUUUACAAUUUAUGCUAUAUGUACACAUAGUACACUCAGAAUAAGAUUUUGUAAUUAAAGUAUACUAGACAAGCAAAUUCGACUUGUUCAAACUU